Messenger RNA from Serpula lacrymans var. lacrymans S7.9, 837 nucleotides. RefSeq lists its product as uncharacterized. The coding region runs from base 1 to 837 and encodes 278 amino acids. The transcript has a single exon. Lineage: Eukaryota; Fungi; Basidiomycota; Agaricomycetes; Boletales; Serpulaceae. The record is from RefSeq and is a predicted model, not a curated record.
AUGUUAGCGAACCCGAGAAAACGACCGCAGUGCACAAAGUGCGGUAUGCUCAUGGCAGGACACAGGCGCAGAGGCGGCACCGUUCUCUGCCCCACGCCCUCUCUGUCGCCCGACCCAGAAGAUCGCAUGUGGUCCCAUUCCCCCUCAGUCCCGUCAGCCUCGCUCCCAUCCCCACCCGCCUCACCCCACGGCUCACGCGGCCCCUCACCCGGGUUCCAGCUCCCAGAAGGCAACAGAUGGCACUGGCGCAAUCCAAACUGGAUGUCCCCCGCGCGCAAGCCGCUAGGCCGCACCCCGAGCGACGAGCACUCUCUCGUCCCGACAGAACCCCUGACAGAAACGAAUGGCAGCAGCGAGAAGGAGAACUUGCCUGUGCACCGCAUGAACCCUCAAAUCGGCUACGAUGGCGAAGGGUCUCCUCCGUAUUAUGCAGGUGAUGGUGAGCGCUCGCCGUCGCCGCAGCUGUACGAGUCUCCGCUCGACGACGUACUCGGGAACAGCAUACCCCUCGCCGCCGUCUUUUCCAGCCCACGAGCCGAGGUCCCCCUCAUACGCCAAGUCGCCCGACGCGAAGGCGUGCACAUCGGGUUCGCACAGGCCCCUUCGCACGACGAGAUGGGACGCGCCGUGCCCGAGCUCGACGGUCACCAUUCGUGCUGGGUCGUCGUGGGCAGCGACGAGUUUGCGGUGAAGCACAUACUGGAUCUGCAACGGAGCAAGAUGCCGGGUAUGUUGGUGACGAAGGAGGAAGCGUGGGCGCCGGUGGGGUUUUUUCAUCUGGCUUUUGCUGGCGUUGUUGGUGGCCUCGUCGUCAUCUUUGGGCUGUUCCUCUUGUAG